This is a messenger RNA of Parastagonospora nodorum SN15, 1662 nucleotides long. RefSeq lists its product as hypothetical. The record is from RefSeq and is a predicted model, not a curated record. Bases 1 to 1662 code for a protein of 553 amino acids. The transcript has a single exon. NCBI's taxonomy places the organism in Eukaryota, Fungi, Ascomycota, Dothideomycetes, Pleosporales, Phaeosphaeriaceae.
AUGGCUCCUCUUUGUGCCUUCGUGGCUCUUCUAUCCUUCUUCAGUGCUGCCAGCGCUCAACUUGAUUCGUCGGAUUACGAUGACUAUGAGUCUUCUUCUACUUCUACUUCCGCUUUCUGGACCCUCACAACUCGCUAUGCCGCUUUUGCGACCACGUCUGUGUACACAAGAGGAAAUGGAGCGACUACUACAUACACAUUCACAGACGAACUGCGGACCAUCAAGUCUUCCGUCACCCCGACUGCCACGCCGACGUCGACCUUGAGAUCCGACCGGGGUUAUGGUGGCUUGGAGGUUGUUUACCAGUACUAUGGUCAGGAGGCCGUUGCGGCGACCGAUCUCGAGCCGGAAUAUGGCGAUGCAGGCUACUCCUCGACCACACGCUCGUCGGUGACAACAACUGUCUCGUACAGGAUGCCAGUGACAAUGACUGCGCCUGCAAGCUGCCCGACCCAAUUCACUGUCUCUACGACUGCAUCCGUUACAGUACCUUCGCUGGUUCAAGACCAAAUCAAGCCAACUUCUACUGUCGACGGCUCCACCACAACAUACGGAAGUACUACCUAUAUCGAACAGACAUGGUACCUUAGCGCCAAUGCUGCACCUUUCACUUCUUCCAGUGACUACUAUUACCGAUACUACAUCCGUUCCUGUAGCACACCACCUGGCGCUCGCAGUACUUCAAGCUACUACUACGGCGGCGGUGGCAGUUCGGGAGGCAGUAAUGACGACGAUAGCAACAGCAGCAGCUCUCGAUACAGCUGUUACCGAUACUCGUACUACUGUGGCACACCUCUACGGACAUGGAUCAUCGUCAUCGCUUCUGUCAUCCCCGGUCUCUUCCUCCUUGGAUUCCUCGAAUCUUGGUUCUGGUUCCGCCGCCUCAUGAUCGGCAAGAGCGCAAUGCGAUUUGGUACCGUUUGCUGGAUCUUGAUCUCGCUCUUGGUGCUAUGCUUCACAAGGAUGCAAGAUGCGCGUAGCAAGGAAGACCAGAAGAUUCUGCAAGAGAAGUGGAAGAAUAUGGGUUCUGGCGCGGCUUUCAAGGCAUGGUGGAAGUGGGGGUUCAGGCACAAAUACCCCGUCGAGCACCUCGGACAGUUCUCCAAGCUGACCGUUGGCGUCGUCCCAGAAGGUCAGCCUAUCCACCCGGCUAUGGCUCAAACGCCUCCUGGCUUCAUGCCUGGUCCUCCACCGGGUGCUCCGGGUGCGCCAGGUCAGGUCUACUACUAUGGACCUCCUCCACCUGGAUGGGUGCCCACGCCUGAUGGCCAGGGUUUCAUGCCACCGCAAGGAUAUAUGUACGCUCCUCCACAACAAGCGGGAUACUAUGGCAGCAACGUGUCGAAGGAAGGAACCGCUGUUUCUACAUCUCCUGUAUCACAACAUCCUGCCAUGGCACAACAGCCUCAGGGCCAAGCUGUCUCGCCCCUCAGUACUUCGCCGGCACCACCUCAAGCACCACAACCCGUGUAUAACGCACAUAGCGCGGCCCCCAUACCUGCGCCCAGCCCUCCGCCGCAGGGACCAGUACCUGCUGCUCCUGCUCCGCAAGCAUCGUCGAAUGUCAGUGAAGCACCAGCGAACCCUGCACCAAGGGAUGCGAGCGCACCACAAUUACCUCCUCUUAAGAACGACCAGAACGACCGUAGUCUCUACGAGUAA